GGUUACGCCGCGCCCAUAACCCAUUGCCAUCGCCCAUGCAGAUUGGGCCGCGGGGCGCUGCCUGCGUGUCGCCCCCCAUACCCCCAACCUGCCGCGACGCGAAGCGGUCGCGCGGCUGCGCUUUACGGCAGCGCUGGGCCUUCUUUUUGGCGUUGCGCUUUUCGACGCAGCCGAAGAAGGGCGUACGUGCUGUACUCGCUUAACUCGCCGCUUCUGGUGCUUCGCGACCUUUGCGCCCAACGAUCUACGACACUACGAGGGCUCGAGAUGACCGCAAAGUUUGUCGCGCGCGCGCGCACGGCGUUGCGCCGUCAUCGCGCGCAUCAUCACGCGUAGCUCCUCUCUUGUCAUGAUGCACCCUCGUGUACGCCACAAACACGUGGACUACAGGACAGGCGAAGUGUCUCUGACAACUUCGAAGAGAGGCGCGCGCGAGCUAGUUUACUUCACGCGAGGUCGAGAUGGCCGUGCCCCCUUUUCAUUUCAGACCGAUUAUGUGCCUGUGAUGUCAGUUUGUUGCGAGCGAGUGCGCGUGUGUGUGAUGGGGCGCGCUUCGCCUGCUAUGUACCCGCUAGCAUACUGCUUCGCCGGAGUCUCUCCGCCACGAAACCCGUUUAGUAAGAAUAAGAAUUGG
This is a messenger RNA of Pelagomonas calceolata, 634 nucleotides long. The record is from the annotation of a GenBank genome assembly. Lineage: Eukaryota; Pelagophyceae; Pelagomonadales; Pelagomonadaceae.